AUGGGAGAGAGAGUUGAUCUUUGGUCUGAGAUCAUUGAAUCCGAAGAAGAAGGCGGAGAUAGAUUCACAGAUAUACCUGUGGUCGAAGCUGUAUAUCAGAGAAGAAAUAAGCUUGAGAAACCCUCCGUAGCUGCAGAUUUAGUCUGGUCGACGAAAGGGGCUCGUACUCAUUCGAUCAAUGGACCCAAGAGAGAUAGCUGGGCUCGUUCACUUUCCACCAGAGGGAGAGAGAGUAUUGCGGUGGGCGCUUAUGUCAACAAUCAGCCUCAGAAGAAGCCAGCCAGGAGAAAAAAACCAGCUAUUCCAAAGGGAAAAGUUGUUAAAGCUCCAGACUUUCAGAAAGAGAAGGAAUAUUUUCAUGAGGUUGAUGCUUUUGAGCUACUCGAAGAGAGUCCUUCUCCCAAGACCAAGAACUCUAGUACAUGGACCAUGGGUGAACAAGUUGUUCCUGAGAUGCCACAUCUGGCCACAAGAUUAGAAAAAUGGCUGAUCUCCAAGAAGUUAAAUCGUCCUUGUGGUCCUUCGAGCACACUCUCUAAGAUACUUGAAAACUCAAACUUGACCACUCGCCUGGAGCCAAUAUAUGAUGAUGAUGCCUUUGAUUCAUUGGACGUAAAAACCCCAGAAAAUUCUUCAGCUAGCAGCGCUUCAAUUUUCAAGCUCAUACAGAGCUGCGAUGACAGCUUAGCUGCCGAAGAUGUGCCUGAUAUAAAAAUCAAGACGGAAGAAAUCGACCUUGAAGAUGAGCUGAAGCGACUGUCUUUGACGUCUGAAUUGGCCUCCACUCAUCUAGAUUAUAAGAAGUCGUUUCUUGAUCUCUUGUCCGCCUGUGGACAGCGGCAACCAUCAAACUUCAUGGAAGCAUUUUCUAAAUUCUGUGAACCAGAAAGCAUUGUCAAGAUUGGUGAAGGUACAUAUGGGGAGGCUUUUCGGGCUGGUUCUAGUGUCUGUAAGAUAGUUCCAAUAGAUGGAGACUUCAGGGUCAAUGGAGAAAUACAGAAGAGAGCUGAUGAACUGCUUGAGGAAGUGAUACUCUCAUGGACUCUUAAUCAACUAAGAGAAUGCGAGACUGAAGCUAAGAAUUUGUGCCCGACGUUCAUAAAGACUCAAGAUAUAAAAGUAUGCCAAGGUCCCUAUGACCCUAUUCUGGUAAAAGCAUGGGAAGAAUGGGAUGCAAAACAUGGUUCUGAGAAUGAUCACCCAGACUUCCCAGAGAAACAAUGUUAUGUCAUGUUUGUUCUGGAACACGGUGGCAAAGAUCUUGAAAGCUUUGUUCUUUUGAACUUUGAUGAAGCACGGAGCUUAUUGGUUCAGGUCACGGCUGGACUGGCUGUCGCUGAAGCUGCUUUUGAGUUUGAGCACCGAGACCUGCACUGGGGAAACAUUCUUCUGAGUCGUAAUAACUCAAGUACUCUGCCUUUUAUUAUCGAGGGGAAAGAAGUUUUCAUCAAAACUUUUGGAUUACAGAUAUCCAUAAUCGACUUUACUCUUUCAAGAAUCAAUACAGGUGAAAAGAUACUCUUUCUGGACCUUACUUCUGAUCCAUACCUUUUCAAAGGACCAAAAGGAGAUAAACAAUCCGAAACUUACAGAAAGAUGAAGGCGGUUACUAAAGAUUACUGGGAAGGAAGCUUCGCUCGAACAAAUGUUCUGUGGUUAAUCUAUCUUGUGGAUCUCUUACUGACCAAGAAGUCAUUUGAGCGGUCUUCAAAAGACGAAAGAGAACUACGGUCACUGAAGAAGAGGAUGGAGAAGUAUAAAUCAACUAAAGAGGCUGUUUCAGAUCCUUUCUUCUCAGAUAUGUUGAUGGACCAAAUAGCAUGA
This is a messenger RNA of Microthlaspi erraticum, 1824 nucleotides long. Lineage: Eukaryota; Viridiplantae; Streptophyta; Magnoliopsida; Brassicales; Brassicaceae. The record is from the annotation of a GenBank genome assembly.